CGUCAAGACACCUCAUCAUACCACAUCCACAGUUCCCCAGUACUUCCUGAAAGCAGAUCAAAUUUGAAGCCAACAAACCAUCAGUUUCUUUUUGACAAGCCAGCUAGGAGUGUCAAGCCAACUCAAACUGACAUCCAAAAAAACGAACCCUCCAUAAAGAAAAUGAAUCGCAUCGCUGCUAUCCUCUCGAACGCUAUUGUUCUUCUUUUGAUCAUGGCGAUAGUUGACAAUGUCUCAGCGGGAAGAUGUGACCACGACUUCAAAACGCCUCAAUGUGCUUUGCGCAGACCAAACCAGCUCCCAGUAUACAUUCCCACUCAUCUUGACCAUGAAGGCAAUUUCUAUUGUGGAUCAGGAUACACUGAAGAAUGUUGUGGUACGGACAUUUCUAUACAUUACACUUAUGAAUAUGGCGAUGUUCUCGCCAGGCACCUGCUAUCGAAAUUGAAUGAGGAGUCUAGACCCCUAACAACCUGUUGA
Messenger RNA from Puccinia graminis f. sp. tritici CRL 75-36-700-3, 480 nucleotides. RefSeq lists its product as uncharacterized. The transcript is spliced from 4 exons. NCBI's taxonomy places the organism in Eukaryota, Fungi, Basidiomycota, Pucciniomycetes, Pucciniales, Pucciniaceae. The coding region runs from base 163 to 480 and encodes 105 amino acids. The record is from RefSeq and is a predicted model, not a curated record.